AGCGAUCCAGGGCAUUUUAAUGGCUGUGUUUUGUUGUAGGAAGGUGUUGUCCGGUUAGUUAGUGUCUUAUCUGUUUCGGAGGGCAGCCUGAACUUGGUAUUAAAGUACAGAGAGAGGGAGAGGCUGUGUGUGUCACAAGGAGGAGUCUGAUGUAAGAUGAGGUUAUAGAUGAAGUGGUUGGACAUUGAUCCAGGUUUAUAGAGUGGGUGGAAAAUGCAACAGGAGUUUUGUUGUCUUCCUGGAUGUCUCUACAGUCCCUACUGUCUCUACAGCCUUCUGACUGGAAGACGUUGCAUAGAAAGUGCCUGAAGACCAAGAAUCUGCUGCAGACUCCCAAAACCUCCUCACGUCCUCUCUGCCAAAUCUAGGAUCAUGUCGGGCGCCUAUGACGAGUCGGCCAGCCAGGAGGAUGCCACAGACAGCUUCUGGGAGGUGGGAAACUAUAAGCGUGCUGUGAAGCGGAUUGAUGAUGGCCACCGGCUCUGCAAUGACCUGAUGAACUGUAUACAAGAGCGAGCCAAAAUCGAGAAGGCCUACAGCCAGCAGCUGACCGACUGGUCUAAGAGAUGGAGACAGCUGGUGGAUAAAGGGCCCCAGUACGGCAGUGUGGAGAGGGCCUGGGUGGCAAUGAUGACCGAGGCUGAGAAGGUGAGUGAGCUGCACCAGGAUGUGAAGAACGGACUGCUCAACAAUGACUUUGAGAAGGUGAAGAACUGGCAGAAGGACUCCUACCACAAGCAGAUGAUGGGAGGCUUCAAGGAAACCAAAGAGGCAGAGGAGGGCUUCAAGAAGGCCCAGAAACCAUGGGCCAAGAAGCUCAAGGAGCUUGAGACUGCCAAGAAGACGUACCACCUGGCGUGUAAGGAGGAGAAGGUGGCAUCCAGCAGAGAGGCCAACAGCAAGGCAGACACCUCAGUCACAGCCGACCAGCAGAAGAAGCUCCUGGACAAGGUGGACAAGUGCAAACAGGACUCUCAGAAAGCUAAGGAGAAGUAUGAGAAGGCUCUGGAUGAGCUGAGGAAGUGUACGCCCCAGUACAUGGAGAACAUGGAGACAGUGUUUGACACGUGUCAGCAGUUUGAGGAUAAGAGACUGAGCUUCCUCAGGGAGGUGCUGUUGGACAUCAAACGACACCUCAACCUCACCGAGAACCAAAGUUACGCCACAGUGUACAGAGACCUGGAACGCACCAUCACCUCUGCCAGUGCACAAGAUGACCUGAAGUGGUUCAGCAACAACCACGGCCCUGGUAUGCACAUGAACUGGCCCCAGUUUGAGGAGUACAAUCCAGAGCUCACUCACAUGAUCAGCAAACGAGAGAAGUCGAAGAAAGGGGCAGACGGUAUAAUGCUGACUAGCGUGACAGCAGCACCGAACCAUGUGGCAGCACCGGACCAUGUGGCAGCACCGGCUGGAGACAGGGGCAGUGUGAGCAGCUCUGAUAAGAACCAGGCCUACUCCUCCCAGGACCAGUCGGCAGAGUGGUCAGACGAUGAGCAGGCCGCGCCAAACUCCGGCUCAGACACCAAUGAGGGUGGGGCCAACCCCUUUGAGGAGUCAGCGAAGGGUGUACGGGUGAGGGCGCUGUACGACUACGACGGGCAGGAACAGGACGAACUCACCUUUAAAGCAGAAAACAAACAAUAGCAACACCCACGGCCCUGGCAUGCAUAUGAACUGGCAUCAGUUUGAGGAGACGAGCUAACUAAACUAGAAGACGAGGAUGAGCAGGGCUGGUGUAAAGGCCUGUUGGACAGUGGCAAGUUGGGUUUAUAUCCUGCUAAUUACGUAGAGCCCAUCUAGUUGGGUUUAUAUCCUGCUAAUUACGUAGAGCCCAUUUUGUUGGGCUUAUAUCCUGCUAAUUACGUAGAGCCCAUCUAGUUGCUUGGGUCACCCAGACUGAACCGUCCAAUCAUACUGCACAUUGCCAGAGACUUCAAAGCAACGCUUCCCUGUUCCCCCUCUCUGCCUGACCAACCAACACACUGACUGAGCAGUCUUUAUUUAAACACUCCCCUAGGACCCACAUCAGAGAAACACAGCACCAACAUAAUCAACACAUAUCAGCUACAACACUGGGAUUGUUACCACAGUCAAACCAUGGCAGUAUGUGUGUACCAACAACACCACAACUCCUACGAGCGCAGGAAACAUAUUCUGCCGUGUUCUAUUCCAAUGUUGUGCUGUGAUUAUGUUGACAUUUUCCUGGCAGUAUGUAAGUAUGUUCCCUCGUAACACUAGUGAUAUGGCAUAGUCAAUGGUGCCUGCAUAGCCAGAAUAAGCUACGCACUGUGCAUUGUAAAUAUUAGCAUUUUUUUUUUUUGCAAUCUGGAUGCUAUGCGAAACUGUACAGUCCUGUUUUUUUUUUUUUUGCAUCUGUCAUUCCAUGUAAGGUUUUAAAUAUGCUGUACAGUACAACAGAUUCUCACUGUUUUUCUAUCUUUUCUAUGUGAGUUGCUCCUGUUUUGAGUGUUAUGCAGUGUUUGGUGUUUUCCCCCUGAAGUCCCCCUGAGCAACAGCAGCAGCAUGUCCUACUGGAUCACAAUAAUGACAUUUAGCUGCAAGAUCCUUGACAAAUCACUGUCGAGCGGAGCAGAGCAGUACUACACUGUUGAGCCUUGUUCAGUAAAACGGUAUACAACAGUGUUUCUCUACCCACCGUUGUACCAGGGACUGGUAAGAUAUGGUUCCUUGGAUGACUGUUUAUGUUGAAAACCUGCUCUCAAGAUCAGAUGAAAUCGGUGUCAGUCAGAUAACCAUCUGAUGGACCACUCAGCAAUGUCCCAGGGACCGGUGCCCGCCGGACCAUGGAUCCUGGGAAUGAGAAACACUGGUAUAGAAUACAUGCUUUCCCCAAGGCAGCAUUGAGUGUACUUGUAGUACCUCUGACCAUGUCCCUCAUGUGUCUGUAAUUUCCUGACCCCACUGCUUUCUGGACUCAUCACUUCUAGUACCUCUGACCAUGUGUUGGGUUUAGGUGUGAGAGCAUGUGAACAACACCCCCUUCCUUUUUUCUGGCUACAUGUUUACAGCAGUGGCUUUUUCGAAGGGUCAGGGUUCAAACAUUAAUUAGCCUACGUGGGCCUCCACAAAGGUUCAGCACAAAUACAAAAUUGAUCCAACACCACCCUACUCCAUCAAUGGUGAAACGGGAAUAGGCUUGUCAUCAUAAAUGGACUGUCGGUGACCAAAUUAAAGGAGACAAAGACAUUUGGGAAUAUGAGCGAAUUCUGGGAAUUUGCUGUAUGGAUGAUCACAUUUACAGUAACAACCCAACGAGAGCACCACUUCCCCAUGGGAGAUACUAGAUCCUGUCUCCUCUGGCUCAACACUGUAACCAUAACAACUGUUUUUGUUGCCAUGGCUUCAGUUUAUUAUACGACUUCUAUGUCCUGUCUUUUUUAUGAAUGUCACCUUUACUGUGUCCCAGCUGUCUCCACCUUGCUAUCUCUUAUCUAACAGUCAUUGCAUGCUCGAUCACCAUAAAUAAGCAUUGAAUUCUACUGUGAGAUUACUGUACAAAUUGACCAAACUUUGUUUAUGUUUUUAUCCUGUCAGUUGAAUCCUAAACAUAAUCUUAUGAAAUCUGAUGCCAAUGAUUUUGGUCACUUAACUGGCAAAAUUUAGACAAAUCAGUAUAUUCAAUGUUUUUUAACAUCUCCAAAUAAUUGGGAGAAUUUGAAUCUAUACAACACACAAUCCUGUUAAAUCUUAAUCCUUGUAUUUUGAGCUAGUGAAUCAAACAGAAUCUUCAGCAGAGAUUAUACUUGUAAUAUGUAUGACUGUUAUAUGACACAGCUGUAGUGUUUGUUUCCUUAGCAACCCUGGGAGGUAGUGAAGGCUAUAAUACCCUGACUGCUCUCUCAACACAAGAGGUGUGUACUCUUACUGACAUGGGGACAAAGAGCUACAGUACAAAGUGCACUGCAAAAAAAGGCAGAAAGCGGAGCCUCCACUGAAAUAUUGAUGAGGAAACUGAAUUUUCUGCUGCUAGAAGUUUAUUCUGGAGAUCUGGGAUAUAUGGCUGUCGGGGGAAAUUUUGGGACUGCACACAUCCGAUUGUGGGAUAAAACACUUUAACCAUCAGCUCUCAAAAUGAGUGUUGUGGCAGCGCAAGCUCUGAAACGCAAGCCUAGCUAACUCCGUGAAUGCUUUACCUGAGCCACCACUCAUACUCACAACACACACUCUAACAGGGAGAGAAAGAGAGCAUGCAUAUUUAACGAUGCAUUUACCUUGUAUUUUACCUCAUUUUGCGUACUGUAUGUAGGGGAACCAGUGGUCGGACAUGUGGGAAAGCCCUAGUGGUCUAGAAGUCUGUCUGUUUAGAAUAAUAGCUAUUUACUCUACCAACUGUAGUGCCCGUUCAUCUGCAUACAACAAAAUAAAAUGCUUCAUCAAAACAUU
Messenger RNA from Salmo salar (Atlantic salmon), 4407 nucleotides. Its product is annotated as protein kinase C and casein kinase substrate in neurons protein 1. Gene Ontology annotation, cellular component: cytoplasm; plasma membrane; endosome. NCBI's taxonomy places the organism in Eukaryota, Metazoa, Chordata, Actinopteri, Salmoniformes, Salmonidae. Gene Ontology annotation, molecular function: protein binding; phospholipid binding. Gene Ontology annotation, biological process: regulation of endocytosis; neuron projection morphogenesis; positive regulation of dendrite development. The record is from RefSeq and is a predicted model, not a curated record.